CCUCUCUCCCUGUCACGUCCCGCUUCCGUGGUCCUCAACCUACCGCAAAGAUGGCGAAGACGACGGCACCCGUGCCCCGCGACGACAAGAGCGGGGACGAGAAGGCGACCUCCAGCGUCUGCGAGGAGGCCGGCGUGGACGCGGGCGCGCAGGGCCCGCCGCGGCACAUACCCUCGAUCGAGAUCCAGGCGCGCUUCGACACGCUCCGGGACCUGUCCGAGGAGCAGAUGGCGGCGCUCAACAAGCGCCUCGUGCGCAAGGUGGACUGGAAGAUGAUGCCUAUGCUCACCAUUAUGUUCCUCAUGAACUAUUUGGAUCGCAUCAACGUUUCCAACGCCCGGCUCGCGGGCCUGCAGGAGGACUGCCACAUGUCCGACACGGAGUGGAACGCGGGCAUUUCUGCCUUUUACAUCGGCUACCUGCUCGGCCAGCUGCCCGGAAACCUGCUGCUGUCAAAGGUCAACCCGAACUGGUUCCUGGCCACCGUGAUGCUGCUGUGGAGUGCGGGUACUUUGUGCAUGGCAUCCAUCACAACACCGUGGGCGUUUGCCUUGUGCCGCUGCUUUAUCGGAUUCGCCGAAGCGCCAUUCUUCCCCGGGAUCACGUUGAUGACCUCGUCGUGGUACACCAAGGAGGAGAACCCGCUGCGCAUGGCCAUCUGGCACGCCGGCAACACCAUCUCCAACAUCCUGUCGGGCUUCCUUGCCGCCGGAAUCCUGGAAAACAUGGGCGGGGUUGCGGGCCUCAAGUCCUGGCAGUGGUUCUUCCUCAUCGAGGGCAUCGCGUCCGUCGCCGUCGCCCUGGCCGCCUACGUCGUCCUGCCGGCCUGGCCCGAGAACUCCAAGUUCCUGGACGAGCAGGAGCGCGAGAUGGCGCUGUACCGGGUUCUCAACUCCAACGGCGGUGUCGAGGAGACGCACGGCGGCAUCUGGGCCGGGCUCAAGUCGGCCGCCAAGGAUCCCUUCACGUGGAUCUUCUGCAUGAUGCACUUCGCCCUCGUCACGGCCCAGUCCUUCAAGGACUUUCUGCCCUCCAUCAUGAAGACCUUUGGGUUCGGCAAGCUCCAGACGUACCUGAUCCAGGCCCCGCCCUACGCCAUCGCCUACCUGGCCGCCUGCGGGCUCGCCUGGUCGUCGGGCAGGAUGCAGGAGAGCUUCUGGCAUGUGGUGGGGCCCAUCGUCGCGUCGGCGGCCGGGUGCGCCAUGCUGAUCGCGACGCUCAGCGUGCCCGUGCGCUACGUCGGCCUCGUCCUCCUCAUCUCGGGCACCUACUCGGGCCUCAACCUGCAGCUCUCGUGGGAGACGACCGUCGUGCCCGCGCCCCGCGCCAAGAAGGCCGCCCUGGUCGCCAUCGCAAACUGCAUCAGCCAGACCAGCCACUGGUUCACCCCUUACUUCUUCCCGCGCUCCCAGGAGCCCUACUACCGCAUGGGCGGCGGCGUCAUCCUGUUUGGCUGCCUCUGCGUCGUCAUCUCGGCCAUGCUGGCCCGCUGGAGGGCCGUGGUGCUCAACAAGCGCCUCGACGAGGCCGAGGGCUGGUCCGACAACUCUGGCAACGAGCGCGGAUGGCGCUAUGUCUACUAA
This is a messenger RNA of Gaeumannomyces tritici R3-111a-1, 1583 nucleotides long. Its product is annotated as MFS transporter. The transcript has 4 exons. Gene Ontology annotation, molecular function: transmembrane transporter activity. Gene Ontology annotation, biological process: transmembrane transport. The record is from RefSeq and is a predicted model, not a curated record. Gene Ontology annotation, cellular component: membrane. NCBI's taxonomy places the organism in Eukaryota, Fungi, Ascomycota, Sordariomycetes, Magnaporthales, Magnaporthaceae. The coding region runs from base 51 to 1583 and encodes 510 amino acids.